Messenger RNA from Prorocentrum cordatum, 1029 nucleotides. The record is from the annotation of a GenBank genome assembly. Lineage: Eukaryota; Dinophyceae; Prorocentrales; Prorocentraceae.
AUGCCGCGUCGCUGCAGCCUCCUCUGGUGCGCCGGCGCGCAGGGCUGCGACGACGAGGAGGUGCACUCCAUGCUCCGCCGGCUGCCGCCCCUCGAGUUCCACCGCACUUCUUCCGAGGUGGAGUUCGCCCGUUGGCUCUUCGCCCAGCCCCGCGGCACGGUGACGCCCUCGUCGAUCUUGGUCACCGGCUGGCGGGAGGCCAAGCCCUGCAUGGCCGCCAUCAGGGCCGCGCGCACGGGCGAGACGGGCAAUCUGCGCAAGGACGGCAGGCGCCCCCGGCUCCCCGCGGCGACGCCUGACAGGGGCGCCCUGAACGGCGUCGCCGUGGGCGCCAUGGUCAUCAUGGUGCAGAAGCCCGCGCAGGAGUCCCGCGCCCGCACCUGGCUGAGCGGGGAGGACGCCUCGUCGCCCCUCGACCCCGCGCUGCGCGUCGGGGUCGUCGUGGGCACUCGGCAGCUCGAGGCCACGCUGUCGUGCCUGGCGGGCGCCCUGGGCCUCGCCGCCGCGCCCGCCCGGCCGCCGCCGCCCGCGCCGCCCGCGAAGGUGGGCCUCCCGAUCCUCGCGACGUCCGCGCCUCGGGCCAGCUGGUCAGCGGCGGGCCCCCAGCUCGCCGGCUCACAGCCGCCCGCGAGCCCGUGCGCCGCCCUGGCCUGCGGCGCGCCGCCCGCGAGCCCCGGCAGCACGUGCGCGGCAGGCUCGCAGCGCCUGGGCCCGUGCAGCGCGGACAGCGAGGGCAGCACGCGCUCCUGCGGCGGCUCCGACAGCGAGGACGCGGCGGCGGACGCGUCGCCGCGCCCACGGGCAUCGCGCUUCGCCUGGAGCCUCGACGACGCCCAGGCGCCCAAGGCUGGCCUGGCUUUCGAGGACCUGGACCUCCGCGGCUCGGCUGGCGCGCCCCUGCACGCGCGUCCUGGAGGCCGCGCGGAGCACAGGGCAGGCGACCACGCCUGCCGGGCCCGCAGCCCCUCGCUGGACUACCUGUGGUGGGGCUUCUCCAGCCACGAGCGGCGGGCGCUGGCGGGCGAGUAG